CUCGUCGAAAAUUAAAGGUCUCCCAUCAGACAUCAAGUAGUCCGUAGUCCCGAGAUCCGUUCGCAAUUUCGACUCGAAUAAAACCAAUAUACACAUGCAUAUAAAUAAACAAAUAGAAGGAAUCCUCAGAGAAGUGUGUUUCAAAAACCAAACAACUUUCUUACGUUUGUGUUAAAAACAAAAAGUUGAGCGUUGAGCUCUCUCAAAUCUAAAACUCCGCGCUCGCUCCACGCUAUUUGUUUGCCCAGCUGCUGUUGUUGCUGUUGUUGACGGAAAUUGAUUGGUUGUGUAAAUUGGAAAGUGCACGAAAUCGCGAGCGCAUAACGGUACAUGUAUACACACACAAGCAGCACACGCACACACAUGGGGGCCGUGCUUUUUGUUUGAUGUCCCAUUUGGCGGAUUAAAGACAAAGAAGAGACAGAAAAGGAGGAGGAGGAGGACGUCGACCAGGAGCGAUGACCACGCGGGAGAAUGUGGUCGCCAGUCGCCUGUCCAAGCUGAUGCUCAGCAGCAGCAGCGGGAAUGGAAGUGGAAGUGGAAGUGGGAGCUCCAACAACCAGGUGCCACCAUCGCCCACCUCGCCCGGAGAGCAGUCCCAGUCCCAAUCCGAGCUGAACCAACUGAAGCGAGACGCUGAUCCGCAAUUCUCGCGCUUUGCCGACUACUUUGUGAUAUGCGGACUGGAUCUGGACACGGGCCUCGAGCCGGAUCGUUUUGCGGGGGACAACCUGCACUGCUCGCCGCUGGACCGCGCCUACAAGAGCAAGCCUUUGGCCCACUAUCCCGAGAAUGUGCCCUGGAACCCCUUCGAUGCCCACGGCAUUUGCAUGCUCUCCCUGCCCCAGGGUCUGCGCUUCCGCACCCAGAAGCAUAACAUUGAGCCCAGAUUCCACUCGUUUGCCACCACGCGGGAGGAUGGAAAGCGCUGCUAUGGGUUCAGCCUGGUGUUCUACGAGGAGAUCCGCAACAGGAACAUUUGCGGGGCCAUACACACGCUGCAGAGCAUGUUCAUCACAGAGCUGUCCAAUGGCCAGCAGACGCACUCGCUCAGCCGGGUGAAGCAGGACGGUCCGGUCAGCCGCUCGCUGCCCAGGCACUUCAAGGUGGCCGGCCAGGCGCCGCAGUCCGCACAAAGCUACUACGACAUCAACAAGGACAAGUUGUACGUGGCCAAGAGCAUCACGCUGAUUUGCCAGGCUCCCUACGCCUUUGCCGCCCAAUUGUUUCUCAAGAAUCUCUACAGGUGUCUUCCGCGGCAGCCCGGUGCUGGCAUAAGCUUGGAGUCCUACGUGUACAACAUUCUCUACGAAGUUAUGCUGCCGCAACCGGGCAAGUCCAUCCGCGUUUACCUGCCGCCCACAGAGCCGCAUCUGCCCGCCAUCGCCCUGAUACUUCAGCGUCCGCUUCUGGCUACCGAGUUGCCUCUCCUUGACUUUCCACUGCGGCUGCUUUUCAAGUACCUGGGCGUGGAAUGUGUCAUACAGCUGCUCACGUGCGUCCUUCUGGAGAAUCAAGUCCUGCUGCGGUCCACAGACUACCAAAGACUUAUGAUCGUGGGCGAGUGCAUUACCUCGUUGCUGUUUCCCUUCGUUUGGCCGCACGUAUAUGCUCCUAUUCUGCCGGCCGCGCUCCACCACUUUUUGGAUGCGCCGGUGCCCUUUGUGAUGGGACUGCACGCCGAGUGCGAAGCGGCUCAUAAGAUAGGCAGCGAGGCCACCCUCUGCUUCGUGGACAUCGACAAGAAGCACAUCCAGCUGCCCGAGGAGCUCCCAGUCUUUCCGCACAAGAUGGACUUUAUGGCCGAGAUCGGUUCGGUGCUGGACAAGUUCGAGAUCGAACGGGACCGCGAUCAUGAGCCCAGCUUUAGAAAUGGCUAUGUGGGCAGGGGAGCUGGUGGAGGGAUUGGAGGAUCCGUAAGUGGUGGAGCAGGUGGUGUCGACGCCAUGAUCUCCAGCUGCACCCUGCCCACCGGCUUGCAGGCAGUGCGCCGCAGCAAGGAGCGAUUUCAGCAGCUGCAGGAGACCGUCUACACGCUGUCGGGAUCGCCAGGCGGUGGCGUGGUAGACUACCAGCCGCUGAUAGCGCAUCCCUCGCGCAUCGAUCACGUGCCACGCAUCGCUGACUUUCUCCGUAGGAAAGGAGGCAUCCGGGGAGCUGGCUCCCCGGUGGGCAGUCCCACCGUCUCGCUCUCUUCCUCGCCGGUUGGCAUCUACCACGACGUGGACGCAGUGGACGCCACCAUGCCAGCCAGUGCCCGGCGCACGGAGAAACAAAAACUGACGCCGGUGGAGCAGUACUACCAAGACCUGCGCAUCAACAACUCGGUGCGGGAGAUCUUUCUCAAUCGCUUUGUGCAUAUGUUCCAUGCCUACGAGUACUUUGUGAUCUAUCCAAACCAGGCGCGGGACGAGUGGAUCUCGAACCGUGAAACGCUGCAGAACUUCGACAAAUCCUCGUUCCUGUCGGAUCAGCCGGAGCACCACCGCGCCUUCCUCUCGCGCUUCCUUGAAUCUCAAAUGUUCGCCACGCUGAUCGACAACAAGAUCCUGGCCAUGUGGGAGUCGCAGCCCGAUGAGCAGCUCCAGCUGUUCGACCAGCGCGUGAAGCUACUGAGGCGACGACACGGGGAGAACAUGAUCGCCGCAACCAGUUACGAGCCGUGCGUGCUUAGCCAGGACUCCCAGCAGGGCUUCGAGAAGCGGCUCAACUGCAUCGACAUCGAGGUGACGCCGCCCAGCGAGAUACUGGCCAACCGGGCGGCCUACUUCCGCAGCUUUCCGCUGCUCGAGAAGGGCGUCCUCAACCAGGAGUGCGCCUCGAGAGGCAACAGCCUGCGGCGGGUGAAGAACGGCAACAAGUGGCGGGCCAGAGAGAUCUCGCUGGACCAGAAGCCCGGCUCCAAUGCCAUCAAUCGACUCUCGGCCAACCUGACCACAGCGGAUGUGAGUCCAGCGCUGAUAGCCCAGGCGAACUGGACGUUUGUGGAGCGACUGCUGAAGGACAUAAAGUCGAAGACCAAGCGCAUGCUGCUCGAGAAGAUGGGCAAUGAGGCAGUGGCCCUGGGGCUAAAGGGCGAUGGCAUCGAGGAGAACACCUUGAUAGCCAGCAUGUGUGAUCUACUGGAGAAGAUCUGGUCGCACGGCCUGCAGAACAAGCAGGGCAAGUCCGCCCUGUGGGCCCAUUUGCAGGCCUACCUCGAGAUGCAGGAGGCGCGCGGGGCAGGUGAAAAUUCCGGGGCGGAGCAACUGCCGCCGGUGUCCAGCAGUCCGGGUAGCAAGAUGACCAUUGCCACAGCCUCGCCUGCGUUGGCCUGGAACGCUAUGCGCAAGCGAAUGGACUAUCUCUCCACAUUCCAAACGGACUUCGACAGUCCGCCCAGUCCAAAUCGCAGUCGCUCGCGAGAUCGGAACAAAUUCGUGGGCCUGGAGCAGCUGUGUCCCCUACCCGAGUCUCUGGAGUUCGAUGUGAAGAACGUUCUGGCCAUGGCGGACAUCAAGACGCACAUUGGCUACACCCGCGCCUGGGUGCGUCUGUCGCUGGAGAAGAAGCUGCUGUCCAGGCAUUUUCGUACCCUGCUCUCCGACGAAUCCCUGCUGCGGUCGCUGUACAAGCGAUCGGCCUUCCUGCGCUGCGAGGAGGAGAAGGAGCAGUUUCUCUACCACCUGCUAACCUUGAACACGGUGGACUACUUCAGCUUCACCAACAUUUACCCCACGACGAAGUUGCCCUACCGCGUCGUGAUCUUCCCCUCCCGCAAGUAUGGCUCCUACCACACCUCCAGCAACGUCUGGAUCAUGGUAUCCGGCACCAUGAACGAGACACAACGGGUGCCCGUGCCGAAGGGAUCCUUGGAGUUCAUCUUCCACUACAAGAACCUUGGCCUACUGACAACCAUGCGCAUUGGUCACGACAACUCGGGACCCAGCCACAAGUGGCUGGUGGAGCAGGUGGUGAUGCGCAAUGAGGUCACCGGCCACACCUACAAAUUUCCCUGUGGCCGCUGGCUGGGCCGUGGUGUAGAUGACGAUUCCACGGAGCGCCUGUUGGUGGGCCAAAGGGUGUCGACGAGUGUCAAGAAUGCAGAACUGGUACCAGGAGCGGAUACUCGCACUCCGCCCCGGACGCGCAGUCCCAGUGUGCAGCGCCAGGAGUCGCUGGCGCCUUCGGAGAUUCAGCACCAGCUGGGUAACUGCGUCAAUGUUCUUGUCAAAUGGCACUACAAACCCAGCCGUGAUCGGGAUGUGGGCACGCUGACCAACCUGCUGUGCGGGGACGAUGGACUGGUCAAGUGUCUGGAGCAGGUCUUUCUUUGCGGCUUCCGCUCGGCGAGGUUCUUUGGACGGAAUCUGUACAUCUGGGACUAUUUCACCAAGGUUAAGGAGCUCUUUGAGCACAACCUGCAGAUGGAGCUGGAGGACUCGGCGUCCAGCCUGGACUCCUCGUUCAGCAAUGGUAGCGGAAGCGGUGGCAGCAGUCUACAGCGCCGGGAGAUCUCCAGCAUCUGGCGUCUGUACGUUCAGCUGAUGGACGAGAUUAACGGAACGGCGCUCGGCAAGGACGGCAAGUUCCAGCUGCUAAUCUGCCUGAGCCUGCGAGAGCACCUGCUGACGCGGCUCAUAAAACCCAUGGCCCUGACCAAAGUCACCCACGAGAUGUACGAGGAGGAGAGCUUCCUGCGGCGCCGCAACCUUCUCACCUUUCUCAUCCAAAUCCUCGAGCCGCUGGACGACUGCCACAUAGUGCUGGAGAACUCAAUCACACAGGGCAUUCGCAUACCGUCCCAAUGCUGAGGGGCGGAUGCAUCACACCCACUGCAAUACUCAUACCACACCUCUCCCACGGACAUUUUUGCAACCAGUGACCUAGAGAAUACUCACAUACAUAUGCUCUUGAGGAAUCUCGGAACUCUCGAAUUCGUUGUUAGCUUUUAAUAUGAAGCGGCGGAACACUUUCCCCCUAUUACACCUAAUUCUAAUUGUAAUCCCAAGCCUAGCCACUUGCCAUUCGACUCGACAGCUUGCCAAGAAACCAAGUCAAACGCUGAACGUUUUGGCGGGGAUGAACGCGCCAGACCCGGGAACAUUGAAGCCAAAGUUGAACAAAAUUCCUUGUCAUCGACGCAAUCGAAUUUUAAAGACAUUUACUGUGCAAUUAAGACGUUUACUAUAAAGAAUUCUAAAAUGUUGUUCAAAAAUCUACAUAUAUAUGAAACGUAUGCGUGUGUGUAGCUAGUUGAUAAGGCCCCCAGCCCUAAACCGAAUCCAGUCAAUUCUCCUGAGUUCCAACUUCAACGGUAGCUUUUGAUUUAGUUGAUUUGCCAAAGAAUCUUUGUUUUUUUAUAACGAAUAUUUUUUAUAAACUAUGUAUUUGGUGAUUUAAGAGUGAGUGAAAUGAGAUUAUCCAAAGGUGUUUGUUAUUUUCAAGCUUUAUUUUUACAAUACAUUUUAGCCAAACCCGUUUGCAGAUAAAACCUUAAGACACUGAAAGUCAAUAAAUACGCAAAAGACAUUAAUGAAAUUUAAAAA
Molecule: messenger RNA, 5528 nt
Organism: Drosophila subpulchrella
Lineage: Eukaryota; Metazoa; Arthropoda; Insecta; Diptera; Drosophilidae
Gene: pns
Product: DENN domain-containing protein 5B
Exons: 15
Coding region: 459-4793 (1444 amino acids)
Molecular function (GO): guanyl-nucleotide exchange factor activity; small GTPase binding
Source: RefSeq, a predicted model, not a curated record